CGCCGCGCCGCCACCGGGUCGCCGCUGGGCCGUCGGGACUCACGGGGAGCCCCGUGCGCCCGCCCGGACCAGGCUGCCCAGAUGCGUGCGCCACUCUGCCUGUUGCUGCUCGUCGCCCACGCGGUGGACAUGCUCCCUCAGAACCGAAGGAAGAAACAAGUGGGCACUGGUCUAGGAGGCAACUGCACAGGCUGUGUCAUCUGCUCAGAGGAGAACGGCUGCUCCACCUGCCAACAGAGGCUCUUCCUGUUCAUCCGCCGGGAAGGGAUCCGCCAGUACGGCAAGUGUGUGCAUGACUGUCCCCCCGGCUACUUCGGCGUCCGCGGCCAGGAGGUCAACAGGUGCAAAAAAUGUGGGGCCACGUGUGAGAGCUGCUUCAGCCAGGACUUCUGCAUCCAGUGCAAGAGGCGGUUUUACCUGUACAAGGGAAAGUGUCUGCCCACCUGCCCGCCUGGCACCACGGCCCAGCAGAGCGCACGGGAGUGCCAGGACGAGUGUGAGCUGGGCCCCUGGGGCAGCUGGAGCCCCUGUACCCACAACGGGAAGACGUGCGGCUCGGCCUGGGGCCUGGAGACCCGCGUGCGGGAGGCCGGGCGGGCCGGGCGGGAGGAGACAGCCGCCUGCCAGGUGCUGUCCGAGUCACGGAAAUGUCCCAUCCGGAGGCCCUGCCCAGGAGAGGGAACCCCCAACCAGAAGAAGGGCCGCAGGGAGCGGCGCCCGCGCAAGGACCGCAAGCAGGACGGCAGGCUGGACGCGAGGCCCCGCCGGCCGCCCGUCUAGGAGCCCGGCCGCCCGGCUUUCCCUCUGGCCUCUUCGCUUUCCUGCGGCUCCUCCUCCUUCUCUCGGCCCUUCCUCUCUUUCCUCCACCUCC
Molecule: messenger RNA, 871 nt
Organism: Sus scrofa (pig)
Lineage: Eukaryota; Metazoa; Chordata; Mammalia; Artiodactyla; Suidae
Gene: RSPO4
Product: R-spondin 4
Source: RefSeq, a predicted model, not a curated record